Messenger RNA from Megalopta genalis, 2034 nucleotides. Its product is annotated as synaptic vesicular amine transporter. Lineage: Eukaryota; Metazoa; Arthropoda; Insecta; Hymenoptera; Halictidae. Gene Ontology annotation, cellular component: terminal bouton; synaptic vesicle membrane. Gene Ontology annotation, molecular function: serotonin:sodium:chloride symporter activity. The record is from RefSeq and is a predicted model, not a curated record. Gene Ontology annotation, biological process: aminergic neurotransmitter loading into synaptic vesicle; transmembrane transport.
ACCCCCGUUUCUGGUAUCGGGAAUUCGAGCAACGGCGGCCGAAUUAACAACGGCCGUCCAAAAGAAUCUGUCGAGGGAAUGGCAGGGCCAAGGAGAACUUGAAGAACGAACGGGAAAGAAAAGGCAUGCCCUUCGAACCAUCGGCCGGCCGUGAUCUCACGCGUGCUUACCGGCUGCUUCUAAUUAAGGACUCAUCCCCCGACGUUCGUCCUGAUGAUGCUCGGGAAUCCGUGGAAUUCACGGACCAUCGUCGUAGCGCUCGUCUACCUGAGCCUCUUCUUGGACAACGUGCUGCUCACCGUCGUUGUGCCGAUUAUUCCCGAUUACCUCUGCACCAUCGACGGGAAUUCGACGACAAACGCCGAGGAGGACGAGAACGGUCGAGUGGGAUUAUUGUUGAGCUCGAAGGCGCUGGUACAAUUAAUACUGAACCCGGCCGUGGGCACGUUAACUGGUACCCUGGGAUAUACCAAGCCAUUGUUCCUUGGAAAUAUAAGUCUCCUGCUGGCUGCCAUGCUGUUCGCGUUUGGACAAACGUACGAGGUCCUUUUCCUCGCUCGGAGUGUCCAAGGCAUAUCGUCCGCGUGUAUCGGAGUUUCCGGAAUGUCCCUGGUCGCCUCGCAAUACCCUGAAGAGGACAAAAGGUCGAAGAUCAUGGGCUUCGUCCUCGGAAGUAUUGCAUUAGGCGUCCUCGUCGGAUAUCCUAUUGGCUCGGUGCUCUACGACCUCGAGGGAAAAAUGGCACCCUUCCUGCUGGUCGCUUGCUUCAUUGUUGUCGCCAUAUGCUUGCAAAUUUUGGCGUUGGACAACGAAAUGCCAGUUCAGUUGAAGGAACAACAGACAUCGUGGACCCAUCUGCUGUCCGAUCCGCACGUCCUCAUAAUAGUGGGAGCUAUUUGGUGCUCGACGUCGCCGAUGGCCAUUUUGGAGCCCUGUCUGCCGAUAUGGUUGCGGUCCCACAUCAAGCCUAAGAAAUGGCAACUGGGCACCGUGUUCAUCCCGGACAGCGUCGGUUAUCUAGUCGGAACCAAUUUCUUCGGGAUGAUAACGUAUCGAUACGGACGCAGCAAGCUCGCUGUUUUAGCGAUGUUCGUCGUCGGCGUGAGCGCCAUUUUGAUUCCAUCGGCCAACACGAUGUCGCAGCUAAUAGUUCCGCAUUUGGGAAUGGGUUUGGGUAUCGGAGUGGCAGAUGCUGCUCUAGUGCCUCUGUUGGCUAGUUUGGUGGACCGUAAUGGCGAUUACGGUCCUAUUUACUCGAUUCAACAAGUGGCCGUCAGUUUGGCUUAUUCCCUUGGACCAAUUUUGGGUGGCGAAAUGGUGAAGGGGAUUGGUUUCCAAUGGGUGAUGGGUAUCGUCGGCUUAAUGAACGUUGCCUACUGUCCGCUGCUAAUAUACCUCGCCCUGGAGCGAGGAAAAUUAUUGAGGCAGGACGAUGAAAAGAGGGAUUACGAGACCUUCCAGAAAUCGGUGACGAACUACGAACGGUUUCACGACUCCGACGACGACCUCUGAUCCUUUUACAAGGACUUCUCAGGGGUGCAACAAUUUUCUAUCACUGGUUACAUCUCGGACAGAUCAAAUGAAUAACUGUAAUUUCAAGCAGACAACUUUUUAUCGAUAUACUCAGAGGAAAUAAAAGAAUAUCUAGUUUAAAUGAGAUCACAAAAUUCCAUGUAUUAUAUGACAUCUAUGAUCUAAUAAAUUAAUCGUAAAUUAAUAACGAAUUUAUGAUAAAUUCAUCGUGGAUUUCAGCAUAAAUUAAUCAUAAAUCAAGCAUAAGAUAAUUGUAAAUACAUCGUAGAUUAGUCGUAAGAGUAUCACAAGAGAAGGAGUUUCUUAAUCGAUUAAUUGUUGAUCUCCAAUCGAUGUUGCGUUAUUAUUAGACAGCGGGUUUCGUGCGUUUUUGACAAAGAUAUACUGAAUUAUAUAAACAUUUCAAGAAUUUCAAAAUACUGUGCAAUUGUGUUUGUUGGAAUCAUACCUGUACAGUAUACAUAGAUGAAAUAAAUAAAACGUCAGAAUAAUGUGCCAACA